Messenger RNA from Penicillium canariense, 1878 nucleotides. Its product is annotated as M3 family metallopeptidase. The transcript has 5 exons. Bases 1 to 1878 code for a protein of 625 amino acids. The record is from RefSeq and is a predicted model, not a curated record. Gene Ontology annotation, biological process: proteolysis; peptide metabolic process. NCBI's taxonomy places the organism in Eukaryota, Fungi, Ascomycota, Eurotiomycetes, Eurotiales, Aspergillaceae. Gene Ontology annotation, molecular function: metalloendopeptidase activity.
AUGAAGACAUCAAUACCAGAGCUGCCGUCUUUCCACGUCAGUCCAUCGCAGCUCACCCACAGCGCGCUGGAUUUGAUCAAUGAUAUUCAAACCGCAACAGAGCAACUACUCAGCAAGCUCACGCCACGGGAUGCCACAUUUGAAAACGUCGUCUUGUCGAUGGCCAAGAUCGACAAUGAAAUCAAGAGUAAAGUCCAAUUCUUGGCAAUCUUCCAGGCCGUUUCGCCCUCGUUGGAGCUACGUCAAGAAUCCUCCGCCGCCGUGAGCAUGGUCGACACAGCAUAUUUGAACCUGUUCCAGGACGAAAAUUUGUUUGCAUUGGUAGAUGCUGUGCAUACCAACUGCGAUGGGGGUCAAAUGGAAAUCGAAGACCGAAAGUUUCUCACAAAGCUUCAUUCGACCUUUCUGGAUAAUGGUCUUGGGUUACAUGGGAAGAACAAGAAACGGUCUCAUGAGAUUUCCAAGCGACUGGUUGAGCUCCGAGUUGCCUUCACAGAGAAUCUCAGCGUGGAUCCUGGAUAUGUGUGGAAGAAAGAAGAAGAUUUAGAGGGACUUGGUGCCGAAAGAAUCCAAACACUUCCCUUGUGUCCCUCGAACGGCCUGCGGGGCAUACCACUGAAAAAAACCUACGUGAAUGGGGACGUCAAGUCUAUGCUAGGCGAUCUUUCGAUGUAUCUGCUCCCCAUGGCGCAGACAGAACUGGAGGCUUUGCAGCGUGCUAAACAUCCGUCCGGGGGCCCCUUCUAUCUCUGGGAUUUUGACUAUUAUCACAACAAGAUGUUGCGAGACAAUUACCAGGUCGAUCAUGAUCUGAUUGCCGAGUAUUUUCCUGCCAAAGUAACGAUUCAGCGUAUGCUCAGUGUCUUUGAAACAAUCUUCUGCUUGAAGAUUGAACAUUUGAAUGGCAUUCGAGGUGACCAUAUUUGGCACCCAGAGGUCAAGGUCUUCAGUGUACACGAUAGAGAUGACCAAGGAUUUAUUGGCUUUUUGUAUUUGGAUAUAUAUCCUCGUGAUGGGAAAUUCAAUCAUGCGGCUAAUUUUAACAUAUUCCCUUCCUACUCUGUCCCUGUGGGCAUGGAUCAACCUUUGGUCUGCACAGCUUUGGUAUGCAACGUGGCAUACCCUCUGCCUGACAAACCAGCGCUUUUAAAGCAUCACGAGGUUAUCACACUCUUUCAUGAGCUAGGCCACGCCUUUCAUGAUCUCUUGGGAAGGUCCAAGUAUGCAACAUUUCAUGGGCACAGGACAGUUGCAGAUUUUGUCGAGGCGCCAAGCCAGCUACUGGAAUAUUGGUGUUGGGUGCCUGAGUGUCUGCAGCGACUCAGCUGUCAUUAUAGCUCUGUCUCUCCGGAUGGCGGUGAAGAUGAUGAGCGUGACACUUUAACGAACCAUUCGACCCGCACACCCGAGGAGAUUCCUCGAAGCUUAUUAGAAAAGAUCGUCAAAGCUAGAUCAGUAAAUCAGGGGAUUUUGACUAUGAGACAGGUCGCCUUCAGCAAGUUUGACUUGGAGAUUCACUGCCCAGCUUCCCAUCGGGCCGUCAAGUCAACGGACAUCGGUGAGAUCUAUAACUCUCUUUUGCAAAGAAAAACUCUUCUGCAGGGUCCAGAAAAUGAUUGUCAAUGGGGGCAUGGUUAUGCAACCACCCCGCAUUAUAUUUGGGGCCAAGAAGCGAACUACUAUUCCUACUUGUACACCCGUAUAUUAGCAGCCAACAUGUGGUGGUCGAAUUUUCACUCCAAUCCAAUGAGUCAGGAAGCUGGUCUCAAGUAUCGAAAGAUGAUUCUCGAGCACGGCGGCAGUCAAGAUGAGCACAUGGCCCUUGUAGAAUUUUUAGGCGGGGAACCAACAGUUGAAGUAUUUUUAAGAUAUCUCUAG